AUGUCCACCACAACCACCACCACCGCCCCCCUCGGCCCCAUCGCCCACACCCUCGCCCACCUCCCCACCCCCACCACUCUCCUCCUCGCCUUCGUCGUCCUCCUCCCCCUCGGCCUCUACGCCCUCUACACGCACCUCGCCUUCUCGACCAACACGCCUUACAUCCGCGGCCUACCGGAGCCCCCCGGCGCCGUCCCGUUCUUCGGCCACCUCCCGCUCCUCGGCGGCGACCACCCGACGCGGUUUCAGAAAUGGUCCGUCGAGAACGGAUGGGCGGUGCUGCAGGCGCGGCUGGGGCGGCGGCGGGUGGUGGUGCUGAACACCUUCGCCGCGGCCGAGUGGUUCAUGAAGAAGAACGCGGCGGCGACGAUCGACCGGCCCGUGUUUGAGACGUUUCACGGCGUGGUGAGCGGGUCGCAGGGCGCCACCAUCGGCACCUCCCCAUGGGACGCCUCCUGCAAGCGCAAGCGCACCGCCGUCGGCGCCUUCAUGACGCGGCCCGCGAUCCAGCGCAGCGCGGCGCCGCUCUUCGACCUCGAGAUCCACGGGCUCAUCACCGCGCUCCUCGACGCCGCAUCAGCACCAUCAUCAACAUCUCCCUCAUCCUCCCCCUCCGAUCUCUCCCUCCCCACAGAAGUCGACCCCCGCCCGCUCCUCCUCCGCGCCACCCUCAACUUCACCACCCUCCUCUGCUACGCCUCGCGCUUCGCCUCCCCCGCCGACCCGCUCCUCGCCGACAUCCUCGCCACCGCCCACGCCGUGUCCACCUUCCGCAGCACCAACGGCAACGACCAGGACCACGUCUCGCCGCUGCUGUGCUACGUCCCCAUCCCCAGCAUGCGGGCCCAGACGCGCGGCUGGAGCGAGCGGCGGGCGCUGGCGAAGAGCCUGUCGGCGCGGCGCGACGUGUGGUUGGACGCGCUGCUGGAGCGGGUGCGCAAGGCGGUGGGGGAGGGGAGGGCGGUGAGUUGCAUCGCCGAGGGGUUGUUGCGGGAUGGGGAUGUGGAAGGGGCGAAGUUGAACGAGGCGGAGAUACGGUCGAUCAAUGUGGGGCUGGUGUCGGGGGGGUUCGAGACGUUGGCGACGACGGCGGUGGCGGGGCUGGGGUUCUUGAGCAGCGAGGAGGGGCAGGGCGUGCAGCGGAAGGCGUAUGAGGCGGUGAUGGAGGCGUAUGGGGGGAACGUGGAGGAGGCGUGGGAGAAGUGUUUGGGCGAGGAGAAGGUCGAGUAUGUGGUGGCGCUGGUGAGGGAGAUGUUGAGGUAUUAUUGCGCGAUUCAGCUGUUGCCGCCGAGGCAGACGUUCAAGGAGAUGGAGUACGAGGGCGUGCGCAUCCCGAAGGGCGUGACGGUGUAUGUGAAUGCGCAGGCUAUCAACCACGAUGAGACGGCUUAUGGGCCGGACGCGCAUGUUUUCCGCCCGGAGCGCUGGCUCGAUCCGGAUAACAAGUUCAAGGUUCCGGCUCCGUACCACUAUUCCUAUGGCGCUGGGUCGAGAGCGUGCACGGCGAUUGCGCUCUCCAACAGGAUCUUGUAUACCAUGUUCGUGAGGCUCAUCAUCCACUUCAAGUUCACCGCCAGCAAGGAGGCACCGCCCACCCUUGACUACAUCGACUUCAACGAGAACCGGAAGGAUGCUUCGGUCCUGCCGAAAAGGUUCAGGCUCAAGCUGGAGGAGAGGGAACCGAGGGAGGUGCUGGAGAGAAACCUGGAGCAGAGCAAGAAUGCGACGUCCCAUUUGGUGCUGGCGUAA
Molecule: messenger RNA, 1749 nt
Organism: Diplodia corticola
Lineage: Eukaryota; Fungi; Ascomycota; Dothideomycetes; Botryosphaeriales; Botryosphaeriaceae
Product: cytochrome p450
Exons: 3
Coding region: 1-1749 (582 amino acids)
Molecular function (GO): monooxygenase activity; heme binding; iron ion binding
Source: RefSeq, a predicted model, not a curated record